CGACUGCGAGUGCGAGUGGGGGGCGAGAGAGAUAAUAUGUACAUUCUGUGCAUAUAUACACAUAUACACAUGUGAAUACGUAUUAUUUCUAUACGCCGCGAUCGGAAGCAACAACAACAAUGUGGGUCGUGCAUAUUGAACGUAUGCAAAUAAAACAAAAACAGAUAAAUGCCAAAAAUCUACUACACUUUUAUAACCAAAACACACAGAGCGCGGAGAAACAGAAACCGAAACAGAAACAGCGGCGAUAACAGUAACAGCGGAGAAAGACCACCCCCACAGCGAAAGCGAAGAGAGCGUAAGAGAGUGGCGGUUAGAAGUAUCGUUGAGAUACACCAACACUAAGAGCACGCGUAUCUGUUUCUGCAUCUGUAAAUGUAUCUUCUGGUCUGCGUUUUUCGACUCCUCGUAUAAAUUGAGCCGCACUUUGCUUAUUCUCGAGUUUUUGCUGCUCAGACGUCGCUGUAAGUGCACGCGUCGCUCGACUUUUCGGUUCCGCUCCGCUCCGAAUCGGUUUCGUUUUCGGCUCCCAAUACCUUCAAUAUUCCCUGAAAGAUACCUGUGUCCAAGAGCCCAGUUAAAACCACAUAUUUUCGUGCUUUGUUUAUUUACUAAUUUCAAAACGCUCAAGACAAAUAAUUCCGCAAACAAUACAGAAUAUGUAUGUUUAAAAAAACGAGUUGACAUAUUUAUCCGAUCAUUAUCCGUAUAACAUAUAAAAUCCCAUAUAGAAUACCAUAAUACAAUUUUUUGAAAUUUAUAAAACAAUAAGAAUUUAAGACCAUUUUGGUUAAAAAUUAAAGUGCCAAGUCCCUUUUCAGUGAAUGCUCGAAAAAUUUGUUUUAUUGAAACCCAGCCGCAAAUACAAUUUUCAAUUGGCUGUGUGCGUGUCUUCAACGCACAAACGUACAAAUAUAGCAUUUAAUUUUGUUCAUUAUGUGUGCAAUUAAAUAAAAAAAAUUGUGUGUGAAAUAACAGAAAAAACAGUGCGGCGAACAGAGGCAGCAACAAAUUAAACGCGUAAAUUGCGUAGCAAAUUCUGAAUGAAAAAAUUCAACAAAACCAGAAAGCGAAACAGGAGCGAUAAGCGUACCAACUAAAGAAACUCACGCCUAACAAAAAUACACAACACUGCCAUAUUAUCACAAAGAAUACAGAACUGUUUUGAAGACCAGAUCAACCAAUCUACCUCGUCUUCUGGGCCAACAAGCAAAUCAAAACUAAACUCAAUGCCACAACCCCAUUUCCGAAUAGGAAAAUGGAACAGGCAAUAAGCAAGACCACAUAGAGGAGAUUCACUAAACCGAUCCGUUGAGAUUACGCAGCUAAGAUCAAGAAAACCCCAGAAGAUCGAUCAAAUCACCUAGUUUUUUAGAGUUCCACCAGAAGCCAAAAUGACGAAGAGCAAUGGCGAUGUGGAGGCGGCAGCCCAGGUGCAAUCCCUGGGCGGAAAGCCCAGCAAUGGACAUGGCCAGCUGAAUGGGAAUGGCUAUCAUCAGAAUGGCGGACGCAGGGAUUCCAGUCAGGCCUUUACACCACUGCUGCCGCAGCACAACAAUGGCACCACCAACGGUGAGGUGGCCACUCCGCCUCCAAGCACAGUGCUUUACGAGAGCACCCCAAGCAAUAAUAACGAGUGGAAGGCACCAGAGGAUCUGGGCCACCUGAAGAACGGCCUGGGCAACAUUCUGAGCAGUAACAAUAAUGGCACCGGCAAUGGGCACAGUCUCAGCGAGAAAUAUGCCCACGAACAGGCUCCGUUGACCGGAGGAUACAAGUUGCCACCUCGCUCCAGUGAGUCCGAGGAAUCCGAUUUCGAUUCGGAUCUCAAUGGCGGCUCCUCCGCGGAAUCCAGCUCCAGUUGCGGCCUCUUCGGCUGCCGGCCCAGGUGGGCCAGGAGAUUCGCCUCCACGCACGUCUUCAUGGUGGUCUUUCUGCUGGCGUACAUCCUGCAGGGCAUGUACAUGACCUACUUCGUCUCAGUGAUCACCACCAUCGAGAAGCUAUUCCAGAUCAAGUCGAAGACCACGGGAAUACUGCUGAGCGCCAGUGAGAUGGGUCAGAUAUGCACGGCCAUGCUGUUGACCUACUUCGCCGGCAGAGGACACCGUCCCAGAUGGAUCGCCUGCGGCAUGGUGCUGUUCUCCAUCGCCGCCUUCUCCUGCGCCCUGCCCCAUUUCAUCUUCGGCGAGCAGCUGAUGCACUCCAGUGUGAUCCUGCAGCAGACGCAGCUCGCUCCCGCCAAUGAUUCCUUCCCCUCACACUGGCUGAAUGCCAGCAGGGAGCAGCUUAAUCCCAAUCUGUGCAUUCUGGGGGGCAACCAAACGCUCUCGGGCAGCGAGUGCAACGAGGAGCGCCAGCUGGAGCAGGCCUCCCACUCCAAGAUCACCGUCAUCGUGCUCUGCAUAUUCUUUGGCAGCCUGCUGAGCUCGGGCAUUGGCCAGACCGCCGUGGCCACGCUGGGCAUACCCUACAUCGAUGACAACGUGGGCAGCAAGCAGUCGCCCAUGUACAUGGCCGUCACCAUUGGCAUGAGGAUCCUGGGACCGGCGUCCGGUUUCAUUUUCGGCAGCUUCUGCACGCGCUGGUAUGUGAACUUCUCGAAUCCCGGCUUCGACGCCACCGAUCCGCGCUGGAUCGGCGCCUGGUGGCUGGGACCGGUGGCCAUUGGCAGCCUCAUGCUGCUGGCCUCCAUUGCCAUGUUCUCGUUCCCCAAGCAGUUGCGCGGCAAGCAGAAGCCGCCUGGCCAGACGGCCACUCCAGCAGCUCCAGUUGAGCCGGAGGAGAAGCCCAAGCUGAAAGAUUUUCCCAAGACAGUGCGUCGCCAGCUGAGCAACGACAUCCUGAUGUUCCGCACCGCCUCGUGUGUGUUCCACCUGCUGCCCAUCGCCGGUCUCUAUACGUUCCUGCCCAAGUAUCUGGAGACCCAGUUCCGGCUGGCCACCUAUGAUGCCAACAUGAUUGCCGCCUUCUGUGGCAUCCUGGUCAUGGGCAUCGGAAUCGUCAUUUCCGGGCUCUUCAUCCUCAAGCGGAAGCCCACUGCCAGGGGCGUGGCCGCCUGGAUCGCCUUCACAGCCCUCGUCUACUCGGCGGGCAUGAUCAUUCUGAUGUUCAUCGGCUGCAGCAUGAACGACUUUGCCGGCUACAAGCCAAGCGAUGGCAACAGUCCCGCUUUGAUCGAGCCCACGUGCAGUGCCGCUCUCAACUGUACCUGUGAUAAGGAGAACUUCGCGCCCAUCUGUGCCGAUGGCAAGAUGUACAUCUCGGCCUGCCACGCCGGAUGCAGCAGCUCCUCGCUGCGUCCCAGCGACAAUCGCACCCUCUACUCCGAUUGCGCUUGCAUUCCAGAUGCUCCGGAGGCGGUCAACGGUUACUGUGAUAAUAACUGCAAGAACUUCAUCUACUUUAUACUGAUCUUUGCCAUUUGCGUAUUUAUGCAUUCCACCUCCGAGGUGGGCAGCAUGUUGCUCGUCAUGCGCUGUACACAUCCCAAAGAUAAGGCCAUGGCCAUGGGUGUGAUACAGUCGGCCAUCGGCCUGUUCGGCAACGUUCCCUGUCCCAUCAUCUACGGCGCAGUGGUGGACUCCGCCUGCCUCAUCUGGAAGUCGGUGUGCGGCAAGCACGGUGCCUGUUCGCUCUACGAUGCGGACACUUUCCGGCAAUAUUUCCUAGGAAUCACGGCUGGCAUUAUGUUCCUGGCAUUCCUGAUGGACCUGGUGGUGUGGCGCAAGGCGCACCGCAUCGACAUCGCGCCGGAGGAUCCGCAGGAGGGUGGGCCCGCGUCCAACGGCAGGACCUUGGAGGUGUCCGAGUCCAAGCAGCCCAUCUCUCCGGCGCCGGACACGACGGUCUAGGGGGAGCGGGUCGGAGACGAGCCUUGCACUUGCUGCAGGAUUUCCAAUAAACGUUUACCUUAAUUGUUAAUUAGUUAUCAUUUGUCUAGUUUGUUAGCCUAGUGCAAGAGUUAUGUAUUUAGUUAAGAGGCAUCUUCGAGCGUCGGGAGACCUCAUUAAAAUCCACAUUAGAACGCGCUCGUCCAGCUCCCGAUCCCGCUCCAAAUCCCAGCACCAUAUUCUACAUGAAACCCAUGGAUUACGAUUUAAAUCCUUGUAAAUCUCAACGCGAAACAAUGAAAUGAAAUUCUAGACAUUAUCAAACGCAUUAUCAUGCAUGUGCGUAGUUAAUCGACAAACAAAUAAUAUAAAAACUGAUUGACAAUUGUGCAAAAUGCAAGAAAAUUGAUAAAUCCUUAUGUGUAAACUAUAUGUAACAGUUAUAUCGCGAUGAAUGUAAUCUAUAAUUAAUAUAUUAGACAUACACUUACAUGUAUGUAUGUAAUUGCAACCUAUCUGUGGUAGUUAAAUUUUAGUUAAAAUUCAAAUUAAUUGUCUAAGUUUGUCAUACAACAAAUAUAUACGAAAAGAAAUUAAAUGGAAAACUAUAUACAAGUAA
This is a messenger RNA of Drosophila yakuba, 4452 nucleotides long. RefSeq names its product solute carrier organic anion transporter family member 74D (gene Oatp74D). Bases 1395 to 3854 code for a protein of 819 amino acids. Gene Ontology annotation, cellular component: membrane. The record is from RefSeq and is a predicted model, not a curated record. The transcript has 8 exons. Lineage: Eukaryota; Metazoa; Arthropoda; Insecta; Diptera; Drosophilidae. Gene Ontology annotation, molecular function: protein binding. Gene Ontology annotation, biological process: sodium-independent organic anion transport; transmembrane transport.